Molecule: messenger RNA, 1631 nt
Organism: Tilletiaria anomala UBC 951
Lineage: Eukaryota; Fungi; Basidiomycota; Exobasidiomycetes; Georgefischeriales; Tilletiariaceae
Product: Formyltransferase
Exons: 4
Coding region: 84-1592 (502 amino acids)
Biological process (GO): biosynthetic process; conversion of methionyl-tRNA to N-formyl-methionyl-tRNA
Cellular component (GO): mitochondrion
Molecular function (GO): methionyl-tRNA formyltransferase activity
Source: RefSeq, a predicted model, not a curated record
AUCCACCUUGCCACCAAUCCCGUACUCUGUAGCUACUUCCCGAACGUGUAUCGAAAGGUAUUACAAGGUCCGCUGGAGUCUGCAUGACGGCCCCGACGGCGAUCCGUUCCAGCUGCAUCGUUUGCCAGGCCAGCAGGCGUCGGUUCCUGUUUGCACAGGUCGCGCAUCGACAACGAUGCUACUCCCAGGUCGCCCCACCGUCCCAACCAGACGUCUCUUCGAACGCAAAUCACGACAUUUUGUUCUGCGGAUCCGAUCAGUUCGCACAUAUCAUCCUGGCCAGGCUCAUCCAGGCGAAGGAGCUGUACCGUUCCCUACAUGUGUUGACCUCUCCAGGCGUCAAUGAUUUCCAAUCAUGGGGCGGCUCUCGCAUGAAGACCUCAACGGUCAAAGCGCUAGCGCAAGAGCACAGCGUGGCGCACCAUAUCAUCCCAAAAGCAGGCAUUGAGCACUUCACCUUACCCUUCUCGUCAGCAUCUUCCAGGGGCCACCAAGAAAACUCCUCGCCUUUGCUCGUUACCGCCUCCUUUGGCCACUUCCUUCCGCCCUCAUUCCUGAACACAUUCACAUCCCAGACAGGCGUCAACGGCGGUAGCAGUCGAGCGCUGAACGUGCAUCCUUCGCUCUUACCUCAUCUGCGCGGUGCGGCGCCCAUCCAGUGGGCGAUCGCGCGCUCGGAGGAUGCUGCAGCAGACGUCCACGCGGCGGAGAGGACGGCUUCGUCGGUCGGCGUGACGAUCCAGGAGCUCAGUGUCGUCGGAUUCGACCGGGGCCGAAUACUCCUGCAGCUGCCAUUUGCGCUGCAGCCGCACAGUCCUCCUGGCGAACCACCGACGUCGAUCGCAUGGACAUACGCAACGCUAAUGCCGUUACUGGCGCACCUCGGCGCAGAUGCGCUGCUGCGAGUCCUGCGCGAUCUCGAUCGGUGCGCGAGCUACGCAACGCCGCAGGAUGACGCGCUAGCGACGUAUGCACCCAAAUUACGCUCAGACAAGCACGGCGUCGUGCAAUGGACCAAGUGGAGCGCUAGACGCAUCGAGGCACGGUGGAGAGGCUUUGGACACCACUUCCCCUUCUCGACUAUGCUCCAUCCAGCACCAGAAGCAGUGCAACGAGGCGCGUUCAAGCCGACGAGCAUGUCGUUCCACGACCUCGACCUCAUUACUGCACGCGAGCUCAAUAAGCAUGAGCCGUACUUGGCCGCCGUGCUGCGGGACGAGAGCUCGCAGCCUGGCCACGCGGUCUUUUGCGCUGAACUUCCUGCUUCGGCACGCCCCACGGUUCUGCCAGCAGAUAGCGAGGCGAAGGACAAGAUCGCGCACGCUUCUUCAAGAGCGAGCUCAGACUCCCCAUCAGCAGCGCUCCUCAUCCGGUGCGCUCCCAGCUCUGUCUCCUCGUCCUCGUUUCCGUCUCCGCCGACAUCCAUUUCAAGUAGUGCAAUAAGCGCACGUGUCGACGAAGCUGAAGCAUUUCUCGUCGUCCGCGAGACGCGGCUACCCGGCAAGAAGCGGCGCCGGAUCGACCGCGAAUGGUGGAACGGUUUUCGGGACCGGGCUGAUGCGCGCGGCCGGCUGCGCUUCGCAUCGUCUUGAUCCACUUGUCAGUUAAGAGACGCACGAUCGAAAGCUCAC